AUGCGUCAACUUUUGAGCUUACAACAACAAGGCACCGGCAGCAAUAAAGGCACCAGCAGCAAUCUUGGCCUGGGCACCACCGUUCACACUAGACACCUCUGGAGCAGCAGAGGAUGGAGCAGCAGUGCAGUGGUGGUCGGAGCAAGAGGUGACGGUCACCAAGGUGGACUCGACGUUUGUGACGGUAGCGUUACCGUAGGCAGCAGAAGACGACACUGGAGCAGCAGAAGGAGCUGGGGCAGAAGACUCUGGAGCAGAGGAUGGAGCAGCAGAGGAUGGAGCAGCAGAAGACUCUGGGGCAGCAGAAGAAGAAGCAGGAGCGUCCUGAGGAGCGCCACUGUUCAAUUGCACCUCUUCACCGCCGUUAGGGCACACAACACCGUUGAUGUAGUACUUGUUGUCGCCGUCUGGGCAGGCGUAGAUCUUGUUGAUGCCGGCAGCGUUCAAUCUCAAGUGGCCGUCCACAAGACCCCAGGCGCUCGAGGCGUCAGCCUUGCUCUUCAAGACAAUGCCGUCCUUUGGAGUGGAGGUGAGGUAGACAUCGCCAGAUUGGCCCUCAACGGACAAGUAUCCGUCUGGCUCUUGCAAGUGGAGGGUGAGAGGACCGCCUUGGUUCAAGACGAGUCUGUUGCCGUCAAGUUGGACUGGGCUGUUGAUGUUGUUUCCGACCGCAGUCAAUUGGAAGGUUUGGUCGGCAACGACGAAGGCAGCGAGAGACAAUAA
Molecule: messenger RNA, 723 nt
Organism: Clavispora lusitaniae ATCC 42720
Lineage: Eukaryota; Fungi; Ascomycota; Pichiomycetes; Serinales; Metschnikowiaceae
Source: RefSeq, a predicted model, not a curated record